Molecule: messenger RNA, 1005 nt
Organism: Mesorhabditis spiculigera
Lineage: Eukaryota; Metazoa; Nematoda; Chromadorea; Rhabditida; Rhabditidae
Source: the annotation of a GenBank genome assembly
AUGACUGCAACUUCUCCGAUUGACGCGCUUCAUAAUGCUAACAUUAGAUGGGACGAUCUACAACUGAUCCCAACUGAAGAGCGGGCCGCGAUACAACCAUUUAUUUCUCGGCUUGCCUUUGAGGAAUCCUGGACGAACCGUGAGCGCACAACCAUAAAAAUCAACACCUCCAAAUUCUUUUCAUUGCUGUAUAAUAGGUCCCUUGAAGAGCCACUACACGUACUAGGCGCUCUGCUGCAGCCGGGCUGGUUUUUGGAGAUGAGCUUGAUGUGCGAGGGUGAAGGGUCUACAUUAUCGUCUCGACUUCUGGACUGGUGCGAGGCGACCAGACUUCCGGCAUCUAUCACUUUCAACGAAGCCACCUUGCACGGGCGUACGAUUCAACGCGCCCUGCAGACCGAGGUUGAUCUAACCUUUCACGGGUGUACAUAUUGGGCACAGGAGGAGUCGGUCGAUGUGCAACGACCUACUUCAUUUAAAUCUAUAACGGUUCGAGGAUGCAAUGCGGACUUUGUAAAAUUCCUUGUACAAUGCUGCGGAUCGGAGGAGACCUUGCCCGCCCAGAGGCCGCUCAAUAUUGACUGCGAGAUCUGCGAGGAGGAUACCUGCGAAUGGCGCGAUAUUCUUACUCAAAUGGCUACGCUCCACUCUGUUACUCCGAACGUUUCCCUGAAUUGUGAUCCGACGACCACAUUAAAGGUGAUUGAAGGCCUAAAGACGAAGGGACUGAUUGAUGACCAGCAUUAUUCUACGUUGCGUUGUGCAGUUGACGAAGUUUGCCCAAUCGCAAAUGUGCAGGACAGCGACCGACACGUUUUUCUACCGAACAUCUUGCUGACGCUGAAGUUUUCUGGCAGUUUGAAUGAAAUCGAGCUAAUCCCGCCAGAAUAUCUGCCAACAGCCGUCCCGCUCGAUUUUGACUUUGGUGACGAUGGUAGCGAAAAUUUCUCCACAGACGCAAGCGACUCGGAGGAUCAAAAAGAUUUUGUGAGCAAUGGGAAGGAU